CCCCCGGUCGGUCCCAGCCGCGGGGAGCGCGCUGCGCUGGGGCCGAGCCGGGUAGGGAGGCCGGUCCCGCGGGCGGGGGCGGGGCCGGCUCCGCGGCUUCUCCCGCCGCCGCCGCCAAGGGGAGUUUCCAGGAAGUGGCCAUAUUGGAUCCAUUCAGCCGCAGCCGCCCGGGCGGAGCGCGUCCCGCAGCCGGCUUGUCCCUGCCGCGGCCCCGGCGCUCUCCGCAACCCGCCCGCCCGGUGCGCAGCUCGCCAUGGCGGCCACCGACUUGGAACACGUCUCGAACGCAGAGCCUGAGCCCCGGAGCCUGUCCCUGGGCGGCCAUGUUGGGUUCGACAGCCUCCCCGACCAGCUGGUCAGCAAGUCAGUCACUCAGGGGUUCAGCUUCAACAUUCUCUGUGUGGGGGAAACCGGGAUCGGCAAGUCCACGCUAAUGAAUACACUCUUCAACACGACCUUUGAGACAGAAGAAGCUAGCCACCAUGAAGAGUGUGUGCGCCUGCGGCCUCAGACCUAUGACCUCCAAGAGAGUAACGUUCAUCUCAAACUGACCAUCGUGGAUGCCGUGGGCUUUGGGGAUCAGAUCAACAAGGAUGACAGUUACAGGCCCAUAGUUGACUACAUCGACGCGCAGUUUGAAAGCUAUCUACAGGAGGAGUUGAAGAUCCGCCGUUCCCUCUUUGACUACCACGACACGAGGAUCCACGUCUGCCUCUACUUUAUCACACCCACCGGGCACUCCCUGAAGUCCCUGGAUCUGGUGACCAUGAAGAAACUAGAUAGCAAGGUGAACAUAAUCCCCAUCAUUGCCAAGGCUGACACCAUCUCCAAGAGCGAGCUCCACAAGUUCAAGAUCAAGAUCAUGGGUGAGCUGGUCAGCAAUGGCGUCCAGAUCUACCAGUUUCCCACCGACGACGAGGCUGUUGCCGAGAUCAAUGCGGUCAUGAACGCACACCUGCCCUUUGCCGUGGUGGGCAGCACAGAGGAGGUGAAGGUGGGGAACAAGCUGGUUCGGGCUCGACAGUACCCCUGGGGUGUGGUGCAGGUGGAGAAUGAGAAUCACUGUGACUUCGUGAAGUUGCGGGAGAUGCUGAUCCGGGUGAACAUGGAGGACCUGCGCGAGCAGACGCACAGUCGGCACUACGAGCUCUACCGGCGCUGCAAGUUGGAGGAGAUGGGCUUCCAGGACAGCGACGGUGACAGCCAGCCCUUCAGCCUCCAAGAGACGUAUGAGGCAAAGAGGAAGGAGUUCCUGAGCGAGCUGCAGAGGAAGGAGGAAGAGAUGAGACAGAUGUUUGUCAACAAAGUGAAGGAGACAGAGCUUGAGUUGAAGGAGAAGGAACGGGAGCUCCAUGAGAAGUUUGAGCACCUGAAGCGAAUCCACCAGGAGGAGAAGCGCAAGGUAGAGGAGAAGCGCAGGGAGCUAGAAGAGGAGACGAAUGCCUUCAACUGCCGGAAGGCGGCCAUGGAGGCCCUACAGUCACAGGCCUUACAUGCCACUUCACAGCAGCCUCUGAGGAAGGACAAGGACAAGAAGAAUUAAAGCACGCACAGACUUACAUGUCAAGAGCGGACUUUAGGCUUUCAUGUUAAACUGCUUGAGUUACACCUUGUGGCCCUUCUCCCAUAACAUGGUGUGAGGAUGGACUGGGAGCCGGUACCGACUCCGUGUUUACAGCCCUGCCUUGUCCCCACCUGCUGGCCUUCAGGCUGCCUGGGCCCGGUCAGCUACCCUCCUCUAUGCAAAUGCGUCAAAGCCAUGAAUGCUGGAAUCCAAAACUGACGAGGUUUAUUUUUUCCAGAGCCGGUGGCUGGUCUUCCAUUUACAGUGUCACUAUUCCUUGACUGAGCAGUCAUGUGCCGCUCUGGUGAUGGCCCCAGCCAGUGAUGCAGGCCUAAUAGUUCAUCGGCAAGCCUGCGACUCAUGUGGUGCCUGCCCUGGGCGUGGCCUGCGGUCUGGUAGAUACAUGCUGCAGAACUCGCCUGGUUCCUCUUUAUUUUAAAUUUUCUAACCUAGAGCUUAAUUUCAAUAACUUUUUCAACAUUUCUAAAUUUUUAUUUUGGCACCAAUAUAAAGAGACAAAUAAUAUCUUCUCAUUAUUUUCAUAAGUAACACAGAUUCCCUGAUUUUUUUUUUUAAACUAAAAAGAUCUCUAAACCUUCUUACAUAGAAAGCACCCCUAUAAUAUAUAGGGAGAAGUAGGAAAUAAAGUUCCUAUUCUGCCAGUGUUUGGGACUUCUUUAUGGACAGAAGUGGGUCGGAACGAGACCACGUCCUGCGUUUUUACUGUGAAUGUAAAUGGAACAGCAGCCCCACCCACACCCUUGUCUCUGCCCUAGAGGUGCUACUUGUGACAGGGACCAAGUACAUGCAUGUUCAGUGUUCGACUCCACAACAGCCACCUGCUCCCAACUAGUGUGCUCAGUGGGGAGAAGGCUGUCACGUCAAGGUCAUUGUUACUUCUUUCCUGGCCGAGUCACAGGGCAGGGAAAUAAAGGUGUCUGAAGUAUUAGGACAAUCUGAGAGGGAAGGAGAGAGAAGAAAGGUGACACGCUGGAGACUAAGACUGUCCCCUCCAGCUGCACUUCCCAGUGCACACCAGGUGACAGUACAGUCCUGUCCUGGCAGCGCUUGGGAGGUAGGAUGCCAGAGGCCGGCCUCAAUUACACGGUGACGUGGGGCCAGCUUGGUCUAUUUGAGACCCUGUCUCAGAAACAAAAUGAAAAUGAGAAAAGUGCUAGCAGCCAUUUUGUUCUGCUCCUGGUGGUUUGCAAGCCUCAGGGUUGAAAAUGGGGAUGAAGACUGAUGUACUUAGUAUCAGUGCAGCACCAGCCUGGGCUCUGCGCCCUCCCCAGUCCAAGAAGAUACACUUCAUUCUGAAGAGCUCAUCACCCAGUGGGCCCCUCGCUGAGAACCAGAGGGGGCUACACUGAAUUGAGCUGUUUUCAGGUUUUGACCCCCAUCUCCCUCCCACCACUGCCAGGCUUGCCUCAUGUCUCCCAGGACCAGUCUGGCUUCUUCUGAUAUGGUGGUUCAUUCAGAAUGAGCUGGAGGCAGAAGGUGGUUGUGAGUUCUUUGAGGCACAACUCCCCACAGGCCAACUGUACCCGUGAGAGGUGUCUCACAGUAGGAGAGUAAGGUUGUUGAUGCUGUGAGGAAGAAGAUCCCCCAUGAGCCAGGGUGGAUUCUGGCCACAGGGCUGGACACUUGAACUACUUACAAAGACAGUUUUAAGAAUAUGAGGUUAGGUUCGGGGGCCCUGGAAACUUCUGGAGCUUCCUAGCUAGUCUGCCUCUGGUCAUGGCGGGCAGAACUGAUGCUGGACUUUAGUAUCUGAGGCAGAGGUGAACUGCAGGCCAGUGGCUCCUCUUAGGGAAGCUGUGUAUGUAUUCACUUAGGCCAAAGCCUGACCUUCAGAGCAGCCUCUCCUAGCCAAUCUAUUCCAGAGACCAGGCUGAGCCAGCGGGCCCACUGGUUGUAUGAAAAACAGGAUUGCAAGCUCAUAGUCCAUGCAGAGAACUCCGAGGCCAGCACAUUCUACCCCCAGCCCCUCCCUGCUGCUCACCAAACAUGGGGGCACUGGAAGGUUGCUUGCCGUGCCCACCUUUGGUCUAAAGCUUGCCAGCGUCCCUAGGGAAACCUGACUUGCAUUUUCUAGGGUUUAAGGUCCCCCUGGAUGGAUCCCAUCGGCUGUGGCAAGCUCUUCCCCUGUGUGGAGUUUUGUUAUCUUUCUUUAGCGGAGGUUAAUUAAUCUUUGUCAUGCAAGAAAACUAUGAAGCUUGCCCCUUGAGGCAUGUGCCCCAAUCACAGCUGGGGUUCACGCCUGUUUUUCCCGUCACCUGUUGGCUUCAGGAGGACUGCCGUAGGGUCCCAUUGACAUCUACCAUUAUGUCUUCCUUCGGUCAUUUUGUUUUGUGUGAGUUAUGGUCAACCUGUACUUUUGAGAGGGAAAAGAUGCUGUUGAUAAUCCUGUCAGCUCCUCAGGCACUCAGUAGGCUGAGGCAGGAGAAUCAAAAGUUCAAGGCCAUAGUGAGCCACUUUGCAAGACCCUAUGUCAAAAUUAAAUACAUACACCACACACACACACAUACAAACACACACACAUUUAUAUAUACAUAUAUGUGUAUGUAUGUAUAUAUACCUAUUACAUAUAUAUAUAUAUAUAUAUAUAUAUAUGCUGGUCAUGUGACUCAUGGCAAGAGAAUGUGUCUAGUAUAAUUGGGGACCAAGUUCUCUCCCCAGCACUAAGAAAAGAAAGCCAAGUCAACAGUCACCAAGCAGAUACAUCCUGGGCCAACCAGGAUGUGUAUUCUCCCUUUUGCUGAGUGGCAUGAAUUCUGGCACCUGUGACUGCAGACUGACCCUGCAUAUGUUCCUGUGUGUUUGUGUAGACUCUCCUUGUUUGGGGCUCACACUGGGUAAGAGACCCAGGACGGCCAGCUUGCUUGUCUGUUACGUUACCAUGCAUUUCUAAAACCACUCCAGCUGUUAAUCUGUUUACGCCUCCAUCCGUGGACUUGUUUCUGUUCCUUUCCAUACACGUUGUACUCAUUUGUUUUCAUUAAAUUUUGCAUUUAUUUUGA
Apodemus sylvaticus (European woodmouse) is the source of this 4584-nucleotide messenger RNA. RefSeq names its product septin 8 (gene Septin8). Gene Ontology annotation, molecular function: GTPase activity; GTP binding; molecular adaptor activity. NCBI's taxonomy places the organism in Eukaryota, Metazoa, Chordata, Mammalia, Rodentia, Muridae. The transcript is spliced from 10 exons. Gene Ontology annotation, biological process: cytoskeleton-dependent cytokinesis. The record is from RefSeq and is a predicted model, not a curated record. Bases 254 to 1543 code for a protein of 429 amino acids. Gene Ontology annotation, cellular component: microtubule cytoskeleton; septin complex; septin ring.